Molecule: messenger RNA, 2034 nt
Organism: Rhinocladiella mackenziei CBS 650.93
Lineage: Eukaryota; Fungi; Ascomycota; Eurotiomycetes; Chaetothyriales; Herpotrichiellaceae
Exons: 1
Coding region: 1-2034 (677 amino acids)
Biological process (GO): regulation of DNA-templated transcription
Molecular function (GO): DNA-binding transcription factor activity
Source: RefSeq, a predicted model, not a curated record
AUGCAAUCAUACGCGAAGCAACAAUAUGGCGAACGAACCUAUACCUCUCUCCAGUCAAUCCUAGAGGACCCGGCACCGCUCCUGAUAAAUUCCGGUCUCCAGGUCAAGCAAUCCCGACCGGUUGGUGGAGACCUAGACAUUUUGUCCGCCUCCUAUUACCCCCACGGCCCCAUGCAGACCUCAGAGGGACGAGACCGCAACCCUCGAAAGAGAAAGGCGGUCUCAUCCGAUCCAUUUUACGGAGGUCUCGUCUUUACUGCCGGCACAGUGGGCGAUAGCAAUCAUUCAUCCUCGGCCGAACAGGAACAACCACCCACUCCGCGGAAAAGGAAAACGACCAAACAGGCAUCCGUAAAUGACGUGGAUGAACCAGGAGAAGGCAAGAAGCAAAGAGGCCGACCUAGAGUCGACACUCAGGAUGAGACCGCUGCCGACCGUCGUCGCACUCAGAUUCGUCUGGCGCAAAGAGCGUAUCGUCAUCGAAAGGAAACCACUAUUUCGGCCUUGAAGCAAAAAGUGACCAAUCUGCAAAACACCAUUGAACAAAUGAAUCGGACGUUCAUCACCUUGCACGAUAACAUGGUCGAUGCUGGCAUCCUGACGUCCCACCAUGCACUCGGUCGCCAACUCCAAGCCGCGACCGAAGAAUUCGUAGCUUUGUCCAAAGCCGUAUCACCAGACUCAGACGACGAGGAAGACAAGAUGGCAAAGAUGGCCCGAGGCGAGUCCGAACAUUUGUCGGAAUCAGGUGAAACAGGACGUAGUGGGAGCGUCCAAGACGCAUCAAAACCCUCGUCUCGACCGGCCCAAAGGGCCAAUGUAGGUCGUGGGACCACCUUUGACCAGAGCUCUACCGACGCAGAAGCAGAUGUGGAGGAAGUCCCCUUGAUGACGUACCAUGACGCGGACGAUCCCAGCAACGCUCUCCUCGCCCUCUCACAAUCGGUCUCCGGGCUCGACACCUCGAACCUUCAUGGUCUCAACGACGCCCUGUCCUUCAACACCAUGAUUCCCGAGACAUUUCCUUUCGAUGACCCAAGCGCGAAUUUGAGCAUCGAGCGACCCUUGAAACCCGCCAGCUCACCCACAGGCUCCUACACCUAUAGCUUCCAGGAAACGACAUUCGCGCGACGCCUGCAUCGGAUGUGCCUGGAACGCGCAUUCCGGAACCUGACCAACCCCAACAUCGACCCGGAGUACAUCAAGCGCGCCUUCCGUUUCACCUUCUGCUUCUCGAACCGCAAGCGCAUGCUCCAGCGAUUCCAGGAGAUGUUAAAACGGCGCGCCGGUGAGAGUCUGGAGAACUGGAAUGUACCCUUCUUCCACAUCGGCGGCGCAGGCACACAUUUCCCCCGCCGCGAUGACGACGGAAACCCCAUCUAUCCGCCCAACAUGGUCAGUCCGGCGAAGGCGUUCGGUCCACAGCCGUGGAUCGAAGUCGAGACGCCGCGCAUGGAGAAGUCGACGCAGGAAAUGCUCGACAACAUCGGCUUUGGGGGCGUGUGGUACGACUCGCACGACGUCGAGGAAUACUUGAAGACGAAGGGCAUUUACCUGGACGGCCAGAGCAGCUUCGUCGAAGUCGACCCGAGCGUCGUCUCCCUGUUACGGGCCAGUCGUACUUCCUCCACGGGACCUAGUGACGACAGCCCGCACGAGCCUGGCAUCCGCACCCCGUCACCUUUGCUGGGCUUGCCCGAUCCGAUCGCCGACCCUUUCAUCGCCCGCGAACUAGGCGAGAUGUUCGCGCAGCCAUUCCUCGGCGCAGCCGUUAGCACCACGCCCGACCAACAACAGCAACAGCAGUUUGGCGCCAACAAAUCCGACAACGACGCCUGGCUCGACUUCCAGGAUAAUUUGAACACACCUUCGUUCUCGGAUUUGCUGUCCCGCCGUCAAGCUCCCAUGACAUUCGAUGUCGAGAUGUUCCUCGAGCGCAUGAUUGAGAGUAGUGCCUGUCUAGGUCGUGCGCCUGGGUUCAGAAAGGAGGCGAUCGAUAAUGCGCUCGCAUUGAGUUUGCAGGAGUGUUUUUAA